AUGAGUGACGACGAUUUCAUGAUGGAAGAGGAGGAGGACGAGGAUUACGAUUUCGAUUACGAGGACGAGGAUGGUGAUGAACCCGACGUGGAUUUGGAGAACAAGUACUAUAACGCCAAGGGCCACAAGGAGGACGAACCUGACGUGGCGCUUGUCGAGUUCCAGGGCGUUGUUGAAGCGGAGACUGAGAAGGGAGACUGGGGUUUCAAGGCUCUAAAGCAGAUGGUCAAGCUGUCUUUCAAGAUGGGCAACUUCGACAAGACGCUGGAGUACUACAACCAACUACUGCCGUACACGAAAGCGGCAGUGACCAGGAACUACAGCGAGAAGAGUAUCAACAACAUUCUGGAUUUCAUCUCCUCGUCAUCCGACAUGGCUUUCAUGGAAAAGUUCUACCAGACCACCUUGAACGCCUUGAAAGACGCCAACAACGACCGCUUGCUGGUGAAGACGAACUUGAAACUGGCAAAGCUGUGGCUGGACAGGAAAGAGUUUGGUCGCUUGUCAAAGAUUCUUCGCCAGCUGCAUGCGUCGUGUCAGGCGGACGAUGGAACGGAUGACCAGCGCAAGGGAACACAUUUGCUAGAGAUCUUUGCACUCGAGAUUCAGAUGUACACAGAGACAAAGAACGGCAAGAAGCUGAAGGCGCUCUACCAGCAGUGUCUCUCUGUCAAGUCGGCCAUUCCUCACCCUCGUAUCAUGGGAGUCAUUCGUGAGUGCGGUGGCAAGAUGCACAUGAUCGAGAAGGAGUGGGACCAGGCACAGACAGACUUUUUCGAGUCUUUCCGCAACUAUGACGAAGCAGGAAGUUUCCAGCGUAUCCAAGUUCUCAAGUACUUGGUUUUGGCCAACAUGCUGAUGGAGUCCAAGAUCAACCCCUUUGACUCUCAGGAGACCAAGCCCUACAAGAAUGACCCUCAGAUUGUGGCGAUGACCAACCUUGUGAGUGCCUACCAGCGCCGGGACAUUCGCGAGUUUGAAAAGAUCUUGCGGGAGAACCGGACGACGAUCAUGGACGACCCUUUCAUUCGGGCGUAUAUCGAUGAUGUCCUGAAGAACAUCCGGACCCAGGUGUUGAUUCGGUUGAUCAAGCCCUAUACCCGCAUUGAGAUCUCGUUCAUCUCGCGCCAACUCAACGUCCCUGCACAGGAUGUCGAGGACCUCUUGGUUGGACUCAUCCUUGACAAAAAGAUUGCUGGUCACAUCGAUCAAGUCAACCAGCGUCUCGAGCUCCAGCGCCAGACGACAGGUGAUUUGCGAUACAGUGCGAUGGAUAAGUGGUCUUCCAAUCUCGAGACCUUGUACAACGCCAACAUCAAUAAGAUCAGGGCCAUGAUGGCGGCAGCCAAGGCAAAGGCAGAAGAAGCCAAGGCUAGAGCACUCGCCAACGCCGCGAUUUUACAACAGCGCGCUCAGCAACAACAACAACAACAACAACAACAGCAACAGCAACAGCAAGCAGCACAACUACCACCAACCGCAGCAUCAGCAUCUGGAGGAGCAGCAGCAAGAGGAGGAGCAGGAUUGUCGCAAUUGGAAUUGAUCCGCCAAAAGAAGGAGGCCCUCCAGGCCAAGUUGAACAGAGUCAUACCCGCUGCGUCAGCUGGACAGACGGCGGCGUCUAGUUCUGGAUCUCGGCCAGCGGGAGUGGGAGUGGGAGGAGCGACAGCAGCGGCGAGUGGGCAGAGGACGACGACGGUGAAGGGCGGGUUGGGCAUGGAUAUGGCGCCAGGGCUUUCGAGGGAUGCUGAAGGAAACUUGAUCAUUAACUCUGUCACUGCCGGUAAAUCCGUCAAGGCGCCUUCUUUCGCCACCGCCAAGGUCAACCAGAAGCCAGAACCAAAGAAAGAGUUGAAGAUCCUGAGCGUACCCGAAGAAUUCACCAACCCGGAAAAGAACCCUUAUUUCGACGAGAAUCUGGCAGCGGCACCUCGGGAGCGUCGGUCACGGCCGUUGAAGUUUGCACAGCAGGGGAAAUACAUUAAUAUUGCGAACCAGAUCCGAUCCGAACAGCGGGCUGUGCAAAUGAGACGGGAGAUUGAGGAGGCUGCCCAGGCGAAUAUUGAGGAGGAUGAUCAGCAGAUCAAGGAUGGCUUCACCAAGCGCGAGGUGCUGAAGGGAGUGGAGUGGUGGGAUGCAGGGUUCUUGCCUAACAAGACAUACGACGAUAUCAAGGACGGGCAUGUUAGGAUCGAGACCGAAGACGACCCACUCAUCACACACUACAUCCAACACCCCGUACCAAUCGAACCCCCGAACGAAGCCGCCCAAGCCGCCAGCGCCAAACCCCGCCCGCUCAUGUUGACAACCAAGGAACGUAAACGACUCCGCCGCCAGAGACGUGCAGAGCUGCUCAAGGAGAAGCAGGACAAGAUCCGGUUGGGUCUCUUGCCACCUGACGCGCCCAAGGUCAAGUUGGCGAAUAUGAUGAGGGUUCUGGGACAGGAGGCAGUGUUGAACCCGACAGAGAUUGAGAUGAAGGUUCGGCAGCAGGUUGCGGAUCGGUUGCAGGAACAUUUGGAUCAUAAUGCUGCGGCCAAGUUGACGCAUGACCAGAGGAAAGCCAAGGAGAGUAAGAAGAAAGAAGAGGAUGUUGCCAAGGGUAUCUAUGUCUCUCUCUACAAGAUCAACGAUUUGUCGCACCCACAGAAAAAGUUCAAGGUCGACAAGAACGCCACACAACUGGGGCUGACAGGAAUCGUGCUUAUGUACCCUACCUUCUCGAUCGUCCUCGUCGAAGGCGGACACAAGGCCAUCAACCAGUACAAGAAACUCAUGCUCCGUCGAAUCGAUUGGUCCGACAACACACGGCUUGAUGGUACAGAGGUCUCGGAGACGACGAUCGAUAAUAAGUGUCUGCUCGUUUGGGAGGGUCAGUUGAGGGAGCGGCAGUUCAAGACGUUUAGGUUCUUGAAGGCCACAAAUGAUGCGCAGUUGAAGCAGGUUCUGGUUAGACAUGGCGUACAGCAUUAUUGGGAUCAGGCGCUUGGGUUCAAGGAGGAGGAUAUGCUGGGCGCUGAAGUCACCCUUUGA
This is a messenger RNA of Linnemannia hyalina, 3033 nucleotides long. The record is from the annotation of a GenBank genome assembly. Lineage: Eukaryota; Fungi; Mortierellomycota; Mortierellomycetes; Mortierellales; Mortierellaceae.